AAUAAAAGUGUUAUAUUUUGUUGAAGGAAAAGUGGGAAAAUAUAAUAAACCCAUCAAUCAAUCAAAGCUUUUUCAGAAUAAUAAUUUCCCCAAUUCAGACAGCUGCAAGCUCCGACCAUAAUCCGGCGAGAUCAACUCACAGCUCUCCGAGAUAGAUACAAUAUGAACAACAACAAUAGCAAUAGGCAGAGAAAUCUUGGGCCAGGGGUUCAAUAUUUGCUGGACUAUCUGAAAAGAACACAAUCAGAGAAUCCCGGUUUCUUCUACGCAAUCGAGGGCAACAACGAACAAUGUGGAAAUGUCUUUUGGACCGACGAGACUUCACGUGCGAAUUACACCUAUUUCGGCGACACUGUCAGAGUCGAUACUUCAUACAGAACGGACCGAUCUAAAAUACCGUUCAUCACUUUCACCGGCGUAAAUCAUCACGCGCAUCCCGUCCUCUUUGGCUGCGCGUUGCUUCUGAACGAAUCAGACAGCACUUUCGUUUGGCUUCUCCAAACAUGGCUUCAAUCCAUGUCUGGACGAACCCCUGUCUCGAUCACCAUCGACCCUGAUCGUCUUAUUCAGAUGGCUGUGGCUCAAGUUCUCCCACAGACACGAAAUCGUUUCUGCAGAUGGAGCAUUUUCAGACAGACAAUGGAGAAGUUGACUAACGUGUAUCAAGCAAAUCCUACUUUCGAUCUUGAGUUGAAGAAGUGUGUCAAUGAAGCCGACACCGUUGAGGAAUUCGAUUCUUGUUGGGGGGCACUCUUGAGUCGAUACUAUCUGAUGGAAAACGAAUGGCUUCAGUUUUUAUACAACAUUCGUGAUCAAUGGGUUCCUGUUUAUUUGAGAGACGUGUUUUUCGGCGAAUUGUCGACGGUUGAGUGGAACGAUGCUUUGAGUUUGUUCUUUGAUGGGUUUUUGAGUGCCUCGACUACUGUACAGCUGUUGAUUAAACAGUACGAAAAGUCUGUAUCGAGUUGGAACGAAAAGGAAUUGAAGGAUGAUUUCGAUACUUGUAAUACGACCCCGAUUCUUAGAACACCGUCACCUAUGGAGAAGCAAGCUGCUAAUCUUUAUACUAAGAGGAUUUUCAUGAAAUUUCAAGGCGAACUCGUUGAAACUCUUGCUAAUCCUGCUACUGUACUCGACGAAUCCGGUGCGGUGACAACUUAUCGGGUGGCUAAAUUUGGCGAAGAGCACAAAGCUCACACCGUUAGAUUCAAUGGGUUUGAGAUGAAAGCUACGUGCAGUUGUCAAAUGUUUGACUUUUCAGGGAUCAUUUGCAGACACGUACUGUCGGUGUUUCGAGCUAAGAAUGUUCUAAUGCUCCCUCCCGAUUAUGUUCUGAGGCGUUGGACAAGAAACGCAAAGACGGGUGGCGGAGAAGAAUCCGUGCCUGGAUAUGCUUCUUCCGCUUCGCCUAAUAUUAAUAAUAAUAGUAAUCUAGAAUCUCCAAUGGUUCGUCAUAAUAAUUUACGCCAAGAGGCUAUGAAGUAUGUGGAAGAAGGUGCAAAAUCGAUACAUGUUUACAAUGUGGCCAUGAAUGCGCUGCAAGAGGCUUCGAAACGAGUUGCGGCUGUGAAGAACAAAGCUUCACACGGGAUAAGUGAAGCAAAUGGAAGAAACCUAGAAAUGCACACGGUCGAGAAUCAAUCUUCAUCGUGUUUAUCGAGGGAAGAGAAGGAGAAGAAGAUGAAUGAACUAAGUGGUGAGCUUGAACGAACAAACGAAAGGUGUGAAGUAUAUCGGGCGAUUCUACUUGCACUAUUUAGAGAUAUGGAGGACCAGAAGUUGAAGCUCUCGGUUAAGGUCCAAAAUGCUCGUCUUUCGUUAAAAGAAUAACAUGUAAUGCUGCAUCAGUCAUUAGUUUUGGGUAUAGAUCAUCAAUCACUUUUGCCUUAGUCGCUCUGUGAGCCGUUAGAUAUUUGCGCAUGACAUUGUAAAUUGAAAUGGUGGUCUUUCAAACACAUUUGUAUGUAUGUGUUCUUUUCGAAGUUUGAACUUUGACGUAUAGCUGGAGUUAGAUAGAUGCCUACCUAUUAAGGUAAUGUUUUUAAAAA
This is a messenger RNA of Erythranthe guttata (spotted monkey flower), 2048 nucleotides long. RefSeq names its product FAR1-related sequence 9 (gene FRS9). Gene Ontology annotation, biological process: regulation of DNA-templated transcription. NCBI's taxonomy places the organism in Eukaryota, Viridiplantae, Streptophyta, Magnoliopsida, Lamiales, Phrymaceae. The record is from RefSeq and is a predicted model, not a curated record. Gene Ontology annotation, molecular function: zinc ion binding.